Molecule: messenger RNA, 1391 nt
Organism: Mauremys mutica (yellowpond turtle)
Lineage: Eukaryota; Metazoa; Chordata; Testudines; Geoemydidae
Product: histone H1-like
Exons: 1
Coding region: 13-657 (214 amino acids)
Biological process (GO): nucleosome assembly
Cellular component (GO): nucleosome
Molecular function (GO): DNA binding; structural constituent of chromatin
Source: RefSeq, a predicted model, not a curated record
ACGUUUGUCAGCAUGUCGGAAACUGCGCCUGUUGCAGCUCCUGCUGUCUCCGCUCCCGGGGCAAAAACCUCAACAAAAAAACCGAAGAAGGCAGCAGCUAGUUCUAAAGCCCGCAAGCCUCCAGGUCCCAGCGUGACCGAGCUGAUCACCAAGGCGGUGUCCGCUUCCAAGGAGCGCAAAGGGCUCUCCUUAGCCGCUCUUAAGAAGGUUUUGGCCGCCGGAGGGUACGAUGUGGAGAAGAACAACAGCCGCAUCAAGGUAGGAUUAAAGAGCCUGGUGAGCAAAGGCAUUUUGGUACAGACCAAAGGUACCGGCGCUUCUGGUUCUUUCAAACUCAACAAGAAGCCUGGUGAGAUCAAGGAAAAGGCUCCCAAGAAGAAGCCAGCGGCAAAGCCUAAGAAACCAGCUGCCAAGAAGCCCUCCAGCGCCGCCAAGAAACCCAAAAAGGCUGCGGCCGUGAAAAAGAGCCCGAAAAAAGUCAAGAAGCCAGCGGCUUCCGCAGUCAAGAAAGCGGCCAAGAGCCCGAAAAAAGUGAAAGCCGCCAAGCCCAAGAAGGCAGCUAAGAGCCCGGCUAAAGCGGUGAAACCAAAAGCUGCCAAGCCCAAGCCAACAAAGGCCAAAACCGCGAAGGCGAAGAAGGCAGCGCCCAAAAAGUAAAGUGUAAAUUUGAAAAGGAAAUUUCUGACCCAACGGCUCUUUUAAGAGCCACCCCCAGUUUCAGAAAAAGAGCAAAAUCGCUGUACUCACUUUCAAACCACCUACGCAAUUUUCGAGUAUACUGAGUAUUCGGUUUGUUACAUAGGUCGGGUACAGUGAGUGUGUUACAAAGGGGAAUAAAUGCUCGCGCUUUCUGGUGUACCCUUAAGAUGGCAUCCUGGGCAGUUUUCUAUAAAAAAAUGUUAUAGAGAGUGAAGACGAUUGUAGCGCCUGGCAGCUAUCGAUAAAACCCCGUUACGGUGGCGCUGUUCUGGGUACCUAUGAAUCAGCUGAUUAGGGGCGGAGUGCUUAGCUCCCAGUAGAUUUCUAGCCUAGUGCUUCGUUCUAGCCAUUUCGACCAAUACUGACAACAUAAGAAACCGAGAAGUAGGAACUUUCUCCGUCCUGUUUGGCUAGCUCCUCUCUGAUUGGCUAAUAGUUCAUAUAUGGCUAAAUCUUAUUGGACACUUCCAAAUUUUUGAAAACCCCGCGCGCUCUGAGUAGCGCGCCCUUCCCCUUCUCUGAUUUGAUUGAUCCCAAAAACUGUCGUCACCAAUUGCUCACUCCCUGAAGGAUCCUGAUUUUCCUAUUUCCAGCCCCAUCCCCCUAAAGCACCCAUCUUUCAAAUACUUCCCCCCAACUAUUAGAGAUAAGGUGAGUGAGAUAUCUUUAAGCUUGUCUCUCUCACCAGUAGA